Molecule: messenger RNA, 1551 nt
Organism: Dermatophagoides pteronyssinus (European house dust mite)
Lineage: Eukaryota; Metazoa; Arthropoda; Arachnida; Sarcoptiformes; Pyroglyphidae
Molecular function (GO): metal ion binding
Source: RefSeq, a predicted model, not a curated record
AUGAAUUCAAUGGAUAAAAAUAAUGAUUGCUAUUUUUAUUUCUAUUCUACCUGUACAAAGGAAAAAAAUUGUCCAUUUAGACAUUGUGAUUUGGCACUUGGUUCCGAAGUUGUUUGUGAAUUAUGGCGUGUUGGCCGAUGUCAUGAUCGUAAUUGUCCAUUUCGUCAUAUGGAACCGAAUAUAAAACGUUCAACAAAACAAUGUUGGUUUGAAACACAACCAAAUGGUUGUCGUAAACCACAUUGUGUAUUUUUACAUACAAAACCACGACCAACAAUAACCGAUUUACAGAAUAAUAUAUCCGAAUGGAUAUUACCAACUGGUGUUGUUGGUGCUGGUGGUCAAAAUCAACAAUCAUCAGCCACUACUAAUAAUACCAAUAAUAAUGAUUCUCAACAAACACUCAUCAAUAAUAGUCAUCAAGAGUUAUCCAACAACAACAACAAUAAAGAAUCACAUAUCAUACUCAAACCACAACAACUACAAACAACUGAACAAUUAAGUAUUUCGAUUGAUGAUAAAGAUGAUGAAGAUGAAUCGGAUGAAAAUUGUGAAACAGAAAUUGUUCCAGAUAUUAUUGCUACUGUACAAAAACCAGCUGUUAAAACAUUGGAACAAAUAAAAAUGGAAAAAAUUCUUCAUUCAUCAAAUGAACAUUUAUUGGAUACAACCAAUAAUAAUAAUGGUUCAUAUAAUAAUUCUAUAACAACAGCACCUGUUAAGAUUGAUAUGAAAUUUGAUAAUAAUAAUCUUAACAGACAUCCAUCAACAACAAUCGUAUCAUCACCAUCAUUGAAAACUGAAAUGAAACGUUCGAUUCCAAUAAAACAACAGGAAAAUAUUCAACCAUCACCUUCUUCGAAAUCACCACUAGAAAAGAGACCAAUAAAUAUUGUAAUAAAAACAUUGGAACAAAUUCGUAAAGAACGUGAAGAAUCUGAACAACAACAAACGACAAUGAAAGGUGAUGAAAUGAUUUCGAAAGAAAAUCAAAUCAAUUCGUUAAAACGAACAUCAAUCAAUGAUGAUAAUAAUGAUGAUGAUCAUAAUUCAUCAUCCAAUCCACCGAAACCAAUCAAAAUACGUCGAAAUCGUUUGACAGUACCAAUGAUGAUGAUGAUGGGCAAUCAGAAUUCAAAUUCUAGCAUUGAAGAUACUAAUGAUAAUGAUAAACAUAAUGAAUUAUAUUCACAUCAACAACAAAUGAAUUUAUCAUCGACAAGGGAGAAAUCUUCAGAUCAAGAUGAUCAAUACAACCAACAACAAUCAACGAAAUUAUCAAUGAUAAAAGAUGAUGAUGAUGAUCUUGAUCUAGAAUUUUUAAAUGAUAAUAAUGAUCAUCAUAGAUCAUCAUCAAUAGGAAUCUAUUCAAAUGCUAUUACGGAUGAUGAUGAUGAAUUGAUGCGUGAAAUUGAUCAAGUAAUCAAUAGCUAAAUUGAUUUGUUCGUUUGACUUUUGUAAAUUUCUUCAAAAACCAAUGUUCAUCAUUUUUUUGUUUGUGUUUGUCACUUUUUCUUUCAUUUAAUUUAAUUGAAAAACAAUCCAUUACCU